GGAGACUGGUUUCAACCUGACAAUAAGCUGCCCUGAUGCGAAGGGAAAGGCUAGAGAGAUUGUUGGUUUAUACAGAAAGAUCAGCUCCAGCUGCUGCCAAGUUAAGUCACUGCCCGUGAGGACAUCCGAUCCACCAUGAAGAGCCUCAGAUCCAGAAUGUCAUUUUAUGCGGGCUUCGUGGUGGGAAUCCUCACGCUGAAGCUUUGGUUUGAUCGGCAAGUCAGCACCUUGGCCAGAGAUCAGGACUACCAGCAAGAGCUCGAAGAAGAAAAGAAAAUGUGGAAGAAAGAAGGGUCUGCACUUUACAACCUCAAGCACCCUCAUCACAUAGGUGAGGAUAAACGCAUGGCUGAUGAAUUGUACAAAAAGGUGCGUAUUCUUUGCUGGGUGAUGACUGGACCCAAAAACCUGAAGACAAAGACUCGACAUGUGAAGUACACCUGGAGCCGCCAUUGCAAUAUUUUGGUCUUCAUGAGCUCUGUGGAUGACCCCGACUUCCCCACCGUGGGAUUAGGUACAAAGGAGGGUCGGGAUCAGCUGUACUGGAAAACAAUUCGGGCCUACCAUUAUGUCUAUGAGCAUCAUGCAGAUGAAGCAGAUUGGUUCCUCAAGGCAGAUGACGACACCUACGUCAUAGUGGACAACCUGCGCUGGGUUCUUGCAAACCACACUCCUGAUGAGCCUGUUUACUUCGGCAGACGAUUCAAGCUCUUCACUAAGCAGGGCUACAUGAGCGGUGGUGCAGGCUACGUACUGAGCAAAGAGGCUUUGCGAAGAUUUGUAGAAGGUUUCAAAAGCAAACAGUGUACCCAUACUAGUUCUAUAGAGGACGCAGCGAUGGGGCAGUGCAUGGAGAAAGUUGGGGUGCUGGCUGGAGACUCCAGAGACUCUUCUCAUAGGGAGACAUUUCACCCAUUUCUCCUUGAGCAGCACCUCACUUUCAAAUCUUAUAAGAGCUUUGAGAGCUACUGCUACUACCCCGUUUUAGAGGGUCCUAACUGCUGCUCGGACAUUUCAGUAUCUUUCCAUUACGUGGAUGCUGUAGGCAUGUAUUUAAUGGAAUAUUACACCUAUCACCUGCGUGCCUUUGGCUACAGACAUCGCUAUCAGCCUCCCACCCCACCUGGUUACAGUAUAAAUAAGUCAGAAUCCUGGGAUGCUGGGAAAAAAGACAAAAAGCUGGAACAAAAACUAAUCCAUCCAGACCUAUCAAGGACUGACAAGAGACAGAGUGAAGAUCCCCCUCCUGUAGAUGGUAAAGAUGGUCCUCCUGCUGCCGAGGGUAAAUAACAGUUGGACUUUGUGGCGGUUUUUGAGGGUACUGAUCAUUAGGAUUCGUGGUGGAUUUUGGGUUUUGACUGUUUGGGUAUCCGUUCUGAUAAUCAAAGUGAAGUAUAAAAACUUUGUCCUCUUAGACUGCUAGUGAACUGUGACAGCAAGACUGGGUGUUCUCCAUGCUAAAAGGUGACCUGUGGCUCUGUAUGUCAGUUUUGUCAGGUGUUUUUACAGAUUGUUCCAUAAAAGGACACUUUUCUUUUUUCUGAAAGCAAAGUAAACCGGUACUUCUAGUGGAUUUUUAAAAAAUUACUUUUCUGUUUUUUCAUUUCUUACCACGACAGUCCCACAAACACUUGCUCUACCGCUCUUUAAGGCUUGCUGGAGUUGUUAGACUUCAGUUCACACUUAUAGCUACAUGUGCCUGAAACCUGGUUUUUGUCAGAUCAUAUUGUUGUUUACGAGAUUUUGAUGCCUCCCAAACACUAGCGUUUAGGGUUGUGCUUAAAAGCCCUUUCACAUAAAAUACAAGGGUAGCAUCUCUUUACUUUUUAUUUUUGGUUGUUUUGUGUUUUGACACAAAACAAACUUUCUUUGAAGAUAUGUUUUAAACCAAGACCUUGCAUAUGUCUAAAAGGUUUACUUAAGUGAAUUAGCUACACUUAACUCGGAAUAUUUAUUUACCCGUUAGUCUGCAUCUCUUGGUAAACCAAACAUCAGGAAUGGUGAAAAACGGCUGUUAUCUUUUCCUAAAAGCAAAGUGGAUCUUUUUUGAAAUUCCCAUUUUGCCAAGUAAUGGUGAAAAAAGAAGUGACGAAUAGGUCAAUCUUUUAUUCUCUAUAAAAUGAAACAUUUUGUCCCAUGGAUGGUUAAAUAGCAAUGUAUAUACUCUCAAAAUCUGGCAAAAUA
This is a messenger RNA of Oreochromis aureus, 2184 nucleotides long. Its product is annotated as glycoprotein-N-acetylgalactosamine 3-beta-galactosyltransferase 1-B-like. The record is from RefSeq and is a predicted model, not a curated record. Gene Ontology annotation, cellular component: membrane. Gene Ontology annotation, molecular function: N-acetylgalactosaminide beta-1,3-galactosyltransferase activity. Lineage: Eukaryota; Metazoa; Chordata; Actinopteri; Cichliformes; Cichlidae. The coding region runs from base 136 to 1290 and encodes 384 amino acids. The transcript is spliced from 4 exons.